Messenger RNA from Cyphellophora attinorum, 2562 nucleotides. RefSeq lists its product as uncharacterized. The record is from RefSeq and is a predicted model, not a curated record. Gene Ontology annotation, cellular component: fungal-type vacuole membrane. NCBI's taxonomy places the organism in Eukaryota, Fungi, Ascomycota, Eurotiomycetes, Chaetothyriales, Cyphellophoraceae. The transcript has a single exon. Bases 1 to 2562 code for a protein of 853 amino acids.
AUGUCUGCAAGGCAGGACUCAUCACAGGCGUCUGAGAACACACCACUCCUCGGCCACCAGGACGAGGAGUCGCAAAAUACAUACACCGGCGGUGACAAUGGCGCAACUUCGCCCCGCUCGGAAUGCGACACUUUGUCAUCGCUAGAUUCGCAGUCGGCCAAGGGCACACGGCGGUGGCCUACAAUAGUCGCAUUAAGCAUACUAUGUCUGGCGACUGUCCUCGCCAUCAUCGGCUUUGCCGUGCCAUCGAUAGCGCAAGAAUAUGCGCAACAAGCCCUCGUCUUUGAGCCGGAUCGGUUAUCGAUAGACUCUUUCACAUCAUUUGGAGUAAGGACGAGAAUAAAAGGUGUCUUCUACCUCGAUGCUUCAAGAGUACAGAAGAAAGCCGUCCGAGAUCUCGGAAAGGCGGCGACAUGGAUUGCUCGAGAAGUUAAGAGCGACCGAUCCGAGCUUGAUGUCUACCUGCCAGACUAUGGGGACGUCCUGCUCGGUAAGGCUCGAGUCCCGCCCAUUGUGGUCAACAUCCGCAACAGGCAUUACAAUCACCUCGAUAUUCUGGCAGAUCUGGAGCCUGGAGAUGUGGAUGGCAUCAGGCGGCUUGCAAAGGACUUCCUCGACGGGCAUUUGACCGAGCUGAAAGCGAAAGCAGUCGCACAUGUGCCAAUCCGCAGCGGUAUCAUUGAUUUGGGUACGCAGACGGUUCAGCAAGUCAUGUCAUUCAAGGGAAGCGAUGUGCCUGCGAAACCAGACUUCAACAUCACCAACCUGAGACUUGCUGAGUACGGUCCCCCAGGACAUCCCACGGGCGUCCGUGCGAAAACCACCGUCUCCAUUGCAAACGACUAUCCAGUCAACUUCGAUGUGCCUGUGCUCAAUUUCGAUAUCCUCCUGCCCGACUGCGAGAAGGACUAUGUUCGGCUAGCAACGGCGCAGACCGACGUCAUACAGGUCCUGCCUCGUCAGCGCAUCAAUGCCUCUGUCACCGGUCUGAUCGAACAGCUGCCAUCUAGCUUGACCUCAGUCUGCCGCCAAUCGAGCAGCUCACCUCUGGACAGACUAGUCGCAGACUACCUCGCCGGCAAGAAUGCCACAGUCUUCGUCCGUGGUGCCGACCAGGUUGAGCAUGAGACGCCUGACUGGAUCGCGAAGAUCCUCAGGGACACCACUCUACCGUUCACUCUGCCUGGCCAUCCAUUCGAUAGUCUCAUAAAGAAUUUCUCGUUGACCGAUACGCAUUUCAGCCUCGGCGACCAGUUUGGGGAUGAUACCAGGCCAAAGAUCUCAGCCGUGGUCAAAGUUCUGGUCGGACUUCCGGCAGAGAUGAAUGUCAACCUCGACGUCGAUCGUGUCCGCGCCGAUGCCGACGUCUACUACAGAGGCAAGCCCAUGGGCAAAUUAGACCUAUCACACUGGCAGCCAGCCAACGCGACCAAAGCCGGCAAAGACCUCCUCGUGCAGGCCGCGAUCAAAGACGUCCCACUCGAGAUCACCGACGGCGACGUAUUUACCGAAGUCAUCCAACAGCUGAUCUUCCGCGGCAAAGGCGUGCACCUCGACGUCGAUGCCCUCGUCGAUGUCAACACAGCCACUGCCCUAGGCGAAUUCGUCGUCCGCCAGAUCCCAGCGCAAGGUAGCAUCUUCAUUAACCCAAUCCGCCCAGGCAGCUUCUCCAGGCCUUCCAUAUCCGAUAUCAAAGUUGUGGACUCCUCCCAAAGUACCUUGACCCUCCAGGCUAACGCCAAUAUCAGUAACCCGACACCCUACUCGGCUCACGUGCCCUACGUCAACGCUAGUAUCAUUGUCAACGACACGCUCGUCGGCUAUGCAUGGAGCUCAGCGGACGUUGUUCCCGGUCCAAACAACAUCACGGUCCAGGCUUCCUGGGACACAAGCGCAGAAGGCCGUGAAUGGAUCAGUCGGUUCCUGUCUGGCUACAACACCACUCUAACCAUAAUGACCCACGAGGCUCAGUGCCAGGCAUACCAAACAUCAAGUUCAACCUCACUGUGCCCACUCCGCACGCGACCGACAUCUUCGGCCAUUUCCUUCGCGGAGCCACAGUACGUUGACAACCUUUUCUUUACUGUUGAACUACUCGCUCUGCUAGCCACAAGUGAAUUUGCCCGCAACAUUUCCACGCCCAUAGUUGAGUCCCACGAAGGACAUGCGGCCCUGCCUCUGUCUGCACAACUGCCAACCACAUCGCCACAUCGUGACUUACCGAGAAACCCAAAACAGAUGCACAUCCUCUCCUCAACCGCAACAUUCACCCUCGCCUCCCCGCUCCCCCUCGCAAUCGACUCCAUCGCCGCAACCGCCUUCCACAACGGCACAAAAAUCGCUACUAUCGACUACGCUUACCCCUUCGACGUACCCAAGGGCGAGUCAGAAAGCCCGAGGUUGCCUGUAGAGUGGGAACUGGAUCAGUUGGAUACGGUGCGGGAAGCGCUGGGUGGGGGAUUGAAAUUGGAUUGUGAGGCGCAGGUAGGGGUUAGGGUCGGGCGGUGGAGGGAACGGGUUUGGUAUCGGGGACGGGGGAUUGGGGCGCGGGUGCGGCUUUGA